CACGACUCAGCAUGGAACAACACGCCAUGCACUCCAUAACCACAACCGCCACCACAGCAAUGUCCACAAGCAGCUCAUCCCCCGAAAUGGGCAAACACGCCGGCAUGCACAUGUCCAGCUGCAAGAUCUCCAUGCUAUGGAAUUGGAACACCAUUGACUCCUGCUUCCUCUCCUCAACCUGGCACAUCACCUCCAACAGCGAAUUCGCCGGCUCCUGCAUAGGUGUCAUCUGUCUGGUUCUCGUUCUUGAACUUCUCCGCCGUAUUGGGCGGGAAUACGAUGCUUUUAUCAUCCGUCGUGCAAGACUCGUCCAGCACAAUCAGUACCUAUCUCUAUCUCUAUCUCCCGCGGACACAUCCACCACAGCUCAAGCUCCAGCUCCAGACACAUGUAUCCCAUCCUCCUCCCGUCCCCCCUCGCCCCCUAACGGCCCCAAACCUGCCCUAGCCACUACAACAGAAGCAGCAGCAGGACCACCAACCAUCCGCCCGACCCCAACCGAACAGCUCAUCCGGGCCCUACUCCACACGCUGCAAUUCGCAGUAGCGUACUUCAUCAUGCUGCUGGCGAUGUACUUCAACGGGUACAUCAUUAUCUGUAUCUUUAUAGGGGCGUUUCUGGGGGCGUUUAUCUUCUCGUGGGAGGGGUUGAGUUUGGGGGGGGAUAGCUGUUACAAAAUGCUGUGGAUGAUUGAUUAA
This is a messenger RNA of Aspergillus campestris IBT 28561, 698 nucleotides long. Its product is annotated as high-affinity Cu transporter CTR3. The record is from RefSeq and is a predicted model, not a curated record. Gene Ontology annotation, molecular function: copper ion transmembrane transporter activity. Bases 12 to 698 code for a protein of 228 amino acids. Lineage: Eukaryota; Fungi; Ascomycota; Eurotiomycetes; Eurotiales; Aspergillaceae. The transcript has 4 exons. Gene Ontology annotation, cellular component: membrane. Gene Ontology annotation, biological process: copper ion transmembrane transport.